This is a messenger RNA of Aspergillus oryzae RIB40, 366 nucleotides long. RefSeq lists its product as uncharacterized. NCBI's taxonomy places the organism in Eukaryota, Fungi, Ascomycota, Eurotiomycetes, Eurotiales, Aspergillaceae. The transcript has 2 exons. The coding region runs from base 1 to 366 and encodes 121 amino acids. The record is from RefSeq and is a predicted model, not a curated record.
AUGAACAAAUUGAUCGGGCCAUUGAUCACCUGCUUCUUGCCAUCGGCCGGCGACUCUCUUUCCGCGUCGUACUGGCAAAUGUUCUCUUUUUUGACAGACCUGGGUCCGGUGUACACGAUUUGGCUGCUGGAAAGCCAUCGCAUCCAUUCCUGGGCAGUAGUGAUCCUACCAAAUGCGCCCGGGUCCUUUCUCCCCGCGCUGAUUGCAGGAUACUACGGACCCCAUUUUGGCAAUUUCUUUCCGAAGAUCGUGGCCAUGCGCCAAUGUUUCCACGCCAUAUGGCAGUUAUUCCCCAUCACCGUGCAGGCUCCCUUCCGCUUUCUCGAGAAAUGCGCAUACCCGCCCGUUCGACCGCGACCACAAUAG